AUGAUGACAAAGAAUAUCUUUCGAAUAGGUGGACUUUUUGAAAUAGAUUCGAUCAGAAAACAAAAUGCAAUUUCAGAAUAUAAGGCUGUGCAAGUAGCUUUAAAACAUGUUAAUGAGAACAGAGUCUUAGACGAGUAUAUGCUAGACAUGGUUUCCAAUGAUUCAAAGUGUGAUCCAGGUGUUGCAACAGACGCACUUCUGGAUUUGAUUUAUCGAAAACCACAGAUACUUAUGGUAAUGGGAGGCGCAUGUUCAGAGGUGACAGAAACUUUGGCAGAGCUGUCCCCAUACUGGAAUUUGAUAUUAGUUUCAUAUGCAUCAACCUCUCCAGCUUUAAGCGAAAGGGAAAAAUACAAAACUUUCUUCAGACUGGCGUCAACUGAUUCUUCCAACAACCCAGCGAGAGAAUUAUUUAUUCAGCAUUUUAAAUGGGAUACUGUAGCUACCAUAUAUGAAAAUAAGGAAAUGUUCUACCUUGCUAUUGAUGGACUGGCAAAAAUAUUAGAGAAGAAUAAAAUAACAAUCAAAAGAUCCGUUUCAUUCAACACAAAAGAAACUGAAAUAUCGUCAAAAAUCCUCGAACUUCAGCGAGCGGAUAUUCGAGUCAUAAUUGGAGGUUUUUCUGAAGUUGCAGCUAGAAAGGUUUUCUGCCAGGCGUACAAGCAUGGUAUGUUUGGAUCCCGUUUUGUAUGGAUAUUGAUAAAAGAAACCGUAGAAAGAUGGUGGGAAGCUUCAAAUGAUACAGAAUGUACAGUAGCCGAGUUACAGCUAGCAACAGAGGGAUAUUUCAUUGUUACAAGUUUGAAUACAUUCAAUAAUAACCAAAUGUCUGUUUCAAACAUUACGGCAGGUAAAUUUCUAGAAGAUUACAAAAAUAUAAAUGGUACAGUGCCUCUCAGUCCAUAUGCUACCAGUGCCUAUGAUACAGUUUGGACGAUGGCGUUAACUAUUAAAGAAACUUUACGACACUGGAAAGAAAAUAGUUCAUCACAUAACAUCUCACAAUUUGAUUAUGAUGACGGAGAAUAUAUUAUGGCAGAUCUGCGACGUGUUAUGCAGAAUUUGAGUUUUGAUGGUCUAUCGGGACCAAUCUCAUUUCAAGGCCCAGAUAGAAGAGGUAUAUCGGUUGUCUCACAAAAUCAAGGAAACACCUUUCCUAGAGAUAAAGUUCUGUUCAUCAUUCGACAGAGAGGGAUAAAUGACCAUGCAUUUUACGCCAUAGUAUGUGUCUCGCUGACAGGAAUUAUCUCCUCCGUUUGUUUUCUGCGGUUCAACUAUCAUUACCGUAAACUAAGGUACAUCAAACUUUCCAGUCCUAAACUGAAUAACCUUGCCGUGUUUGGGUGUAUUUUGGUGUAUAGUGGGAUUUUACUGUUAGGUCUCGAUGAUAACCGACUGCAACAGAAAAAUUAUCCUGUUUUCUGCACGAUGCGUUCAUUUAUGUUUGCAGCAGGGUUUUCAUUAGCAUUUGGAUCAAUGUUUACCAAAACCUAUCGCGUACAUCAGAUAUUUACAAGGGCACACAGCGGAUUGAUUAAAAGUAAACUGUUACAGGACAAACAGUUGAUUAUAAUCAUAUUCGCCUUACUAUUUGUUGAUUGUGCAAUGAUGGUGUUGUGGGUUUGUGUAGACCCUAUGCAACGACAGAUAUCAAACUUGACAACAGAGCCAUCACCAGAGGAUCCAGACAUACUAUACAUAUAUCAGUCCUCAAGCUGUCAAUCCGUUCAUAUGGAUAAAUGGUUGGAAUCAUUUUAUGCAUUUAAAGGCUUCUUAUUGAUAUUUGGCGUAUAUAUGGCAUGGGAGACACGGAACGUGAAGAUUCCAGCAUUAAACGACUCCCAGUAUAUUGGAAUGAAUGUUUAUAAUGUUGUUACAAUGACAAUUACAGUGGUGGUAAUGUCAAACAUCCUAUCAAAGUCACCAACUUUGUCUUACAUUAUAGAGUCGACAAUUUUGCUUGUAUCAACAACUGUUACACUUUGUCUUUUAUUUGUACCAAAGAUAUACUGUAUUGUUAUGGCAAAAGGGGCCCCCGUGAUAGCUUCCUCUGGUAUUCUAGUAGAGGAUAAAACGAGACGAUUUAUUGUUGAUGAUAAAAGAGAAAUAUAUUACAGAGCAGAAGUUCAGAACAGAGUUUAUAAGAGAGAGAUCGUUGAAUUAGAACAAGAGAUUACAAGGCUAGAAAGAUUACUUGAGCAACCCCUUGAACCUUACCCUAAGAUGACGUCCGACCUUAUGAAAGUUCUACCUGAAACUCGUGUUGAUUCUUUAUCUCCUACCCAAGAUAUAACAAGGCGAAUAAGAAGACGUUCUAUUAUUGUAAACGGAGAAGAAGUCAGUAUUGAUGGAUUUGGUUCCGACUCAUCAGAUAGUAGUGUAUCAGAUAGUGAUACUAUUGCCUCUGGUAAUAUAGUUCAGCCAUUUGCUAACAAACGGAAUCCUCUGCGUAUGAGCAUAAAGAAUGCGGCAGCAUCAACUGCACGUCGAUUGUCACUUUGGCGAAAAGCAAUUACCGAAAAACAUAGUAGAGAGAAGCCGAAUGCAAAUAAUCUUCAACAACGAAAUCAUCUUACAUUAGACAUUAGAAAACCUAAAAGAACGAACUUAGAGAAUGACAUUUGCAUAUCGGAUAACCUUCAAGUUCCUAGUAUUGUAAGUUAUUCACAUUUGAAUGAUAUGAAUUCUAGACAAAAAUGGAGAAUAAUGUUAACACCAGAAUCAGAAAGUGAAGAUGUUAUUGAAAUUACUUCAAUCUCUCCAGAUAUGUCUAUAGAGACCUGCAUUGCUGAAGAUACAGACAGAGGAAUCGUCAGAUCGAACUUGCUAAAAGGGGAGGUAACCCCUCGACGAAUUGACAGAAAAGAUGAAUUGUUAAGUUUUCUUUUACUAAAUGAAAGACGAAAAAGAAUACAAAAAUUACAAACUGAUAUUAAGCACAUUCACGAGGAGCUAGUUAAUUUAGAGGAAUUGGAAUACGUAGUUUCUAAUGUUUAGAAUCGUUAAAUUAUUCUUUAUGGUUUGUAU
Molecule: messenger RNA, 3027 nt
Organism: Mytilus trossulus (common blue mussel)
Lineage: Eukaryota; Metazoa; Mollusca; Bivalvia; Mytilida; Mytilidae
Product: gamma-aminobutyric acid type B receptor subunit 2-like
Exons: 16
Coding region: 1-2997 (998 amino acids)
Biological process (GO): G protein-coupled receptor signaling pathway; gamma-aminobutyric acid signaling pathway
Cellular component (GO): membrane; G protein-coupled receptor heterodimeric complex
Molecular function (GO): G protein-coupled GABA receptor activity
Source: RefSeq, a predicted model, not a curated record